Messenger RNA from Lepisosteus oculatus (spotted gar), 1338 nucleotides. The record is from RefSeq and is a predicted model, not a curated record. NCBI's taxonomy places the organism in Eukaryota, Metazoa, Chordata, Actinopteri, Semionotiformes, Lepisosteidae.
GGUGCAGUCGGGGCAAAGCAGUUCCAGUGUAGAGGACAAGAGUCCAAACUACAACACUGCCCCACUGCAGCCAGGUCAAAGCAGCGCUGCUCCCAGAGUAGAGCUGUGAGUCUGACUUGUACAGGAUACACAGGGUUCAGGCUGGCGAACGGCUCUGACUCCUGCUCUGGCCGAGUGGAGUUACAGUGGUUCUUCAAGGACUGGGGGACAGUGUGUGACCUGUACUGGGACCUGACAGAUGCCAGGGCUCUCUGCCAGCAGCUGGGCUGUGGGGAGGCUGUAGCAGCACCAGGACAGGCCAGGUUUGGACAGGGCAGUGGACCAGUAUGGGCUGAUGUGUUUGAGUGCCAGGGCAAUGAGAGUCGUCUCUCACACUGCGCUGUCUCUUCAUGGGGCAGAGCAGGGUGCUCUCAUGGACAGGACGCAGGAGUCAUCUGCUCUGACUCAAAUAUGACCAGAGAUUCACCUGGAGCAGGCUUCCCUUCUUCAGCUGUACCCUCUUCCAAAACACCAGAUCAGCUGUCCCUCAGGCUGGUUGGGGGAGGAGAUGACUGUGCUGGGAGGCUGGAGGUUUAUCAUAAUAGGUCCUGGGGGACAGUCUGCGAUGACUCCUGGGACCUGGCAGACUCUCAGGUGGUGUGCAGGCAGCUCCAGUGUGGGACGGCCCUCAGUUCCCCAAUGAUGGCCUCCUUCAGCCAGGGAACUGGUCCCAUCUGGCUGGACGAGGUGGGCUGUCUGGGGAACGAGUCGUCUCUGUGGCAGUGUCCCUCAGUAGGGUGGGGACAGCACGACUGUGGACACAAGGAGGAUGUGAGAAUCCUGUGUUCAGAUCACACUCUCCUGAGGUUGUCUGCAGGAUGUUCAGGACAGGCAGAGGUUUACUACAAUGGCACCUGGGGCAGCAUCUGUGCCAACGGCAUGACAGACACUACAGCUGCAGUGAUCUGUAAACAGCUGGGCUGUGGAGACAAGGGCACCAUCAGAGAGACAAACUCCAGGCUGAGGCCUGAUCCCAAAUGGCUGGACUUUAUCUCCUGUCGCAAACACGACUCCACCCUGUGGCAGUGUCCCUCCUCCCCCUGGGGUCAGAAUGACUGCACAGACCGGGAAGUGGCUAACAUCACCUGCUCAGGUCCUAGAAAAGAAGCUGACAGAAGCACUCCAGCCCCUCAGGAAGAGCAGCCUCAGCUGUACUGCCCAGUCCCACUGGCUCUGCGCCUGGCUGGAGGCACUAACUGCUCUGGCCGGGUGGAGCUGCGGUAUGAGGGCUCCUGGGGGACAGUCUGUGAUGACUCCUGGGACCUGGAGGAUGCCCAGGUGGUCUGCAGACAGCUGGGC